Molecule: messenger RNA, 1695 nt
Organism: Ziziphus jujuba (common jujube)
Lineage: Eukaryota; Viridiplantae; Streptophyta; Magnoliopsida; Rosales; Rhamnaceae
Product: probable carboxylesterase 11
Exons: 2
Coding region: 200-1423 (407 amino acids)
Molecular function (GO): hydrolase activity
Source: RefSeq, a predicted model, not a curated record
AGAAUAUUGAAGAAGAUGAUUCGGAAAUUUCCUCUCUCUCCAUCCAAGGGCCCUAAUCCCACACGCCUUUGAGAAAAAAACACCCAUUUGAAUUACUCUUCAAUGGCGUCGCAGCAGUAGACAACUUCAAAACUUUCUCUUUUUAUAAGUCGUUCAAUCUCUCUCUCUCUCUCUCUCUCUCUCUGAUCAGUGUUUGGAGAUGCCAAGCCUCUCUGUGAAGCUCUACAGCUUCUUCUUCAAGUACAACUUCAAAAACCAGUUGCAGAGCCUAUCCAAAUCCCACAUCGACCACUCCAAUUCCAAUACGUUCGGCAUCACUUCCCGUCCCGAAGAACCCCUUGUCCAAGCAAACCCAACUUUCCAGAACGGUGGCGUCGCAACCAAAGACGUCCACAUCGAUCCCUCUUCCGCUUUGUCCCUCCGGAUAUUCCUCCCUGACUCUGUCCUCGGCUCGGUGGGGUGCGAUACCCAAUUUGGUUUUGCUCCGAAUGACUCAAACGACGAUUCUGGGGUCGUCGUUUACAGAGGAUACUCGCCGCGCCCGAUCGGGAAGCGAUGCCGGAAGCUGCCGGUGAUGUUGCAGUUCCACGGCGGGAUGUUUGUAGGUGGGAGCAAUGUUUCGGCAGCGAACGACGCGUUUUGUAGGCGGAUGGCGAAGCUGUUGGAUGUGAUUGUGGUGGCGGUCGGGUAUAGGUUAGCUCCCGAGAGUCGGUACCCGGCAGCGUUUGAGGAUGGGUUUAAGGUGUUGGAUUGGUUGGGUAAGCAAGCGAGCUUGGCUUCGCUUCGGAAUGUAAGGAAUGGUGGUGGUGUGAAUCGCCGUAUUUUUGAUGGCUUCGGGGCUUCGAUGGCAGAACCUUGGUUGGCUGCUCAUGGAGAUCCAUCCAGAUGUGUACUGCUUGGUGUGAGCUGUGGAGCAAAUAUAGCAGAUUUUGUGGCUCGAAAAGCUGUUGAGGCAGGAAAUCUAUUGGAUCCAGUUAAUGUGGUUGCACAAGUCUUGAUGUGCCCUUCUUUCAUCGGAAGCGUUCCUACAAAAUCCGAGAUUAAGCUGGCAAACUCCUAUUUCUAUGACAAGGCUUCAUGCAUACUGGCAUGGAAGCUUUUUUUGCCUGAGAAGGAAUUUGAUCUAGAUCACCCUGCUGGCAAUCCUCUCCUCCCUGGGAGGAAGCCACCUCUAAAGUACAUGACCCCUACACUAAUGGUGGUUGCAGAGCAUGAUUGGAUGCGUGACCGGGCCAUUGCUUACUCGGAGCAAUUGCGGAAAGCUAAUGUAGAUGCACCUCUUCUUGACUACAAGAAUACUGUGCAUGAGUUUGCUACUCUUGAUAUGCUCCUCCAGACACCACAAGCUCAGGCUUGUGCAGAGGAUAUUGCUAUAUGGAUCAAAAAGUAUAUAUCACUCAGGGGCAAUGAGUUUUCAUAUUAGAUUAGAGAAAUUUUGGGAAGCCUGAAGAAGCAGAGUUCACAGCUUCAACAGCAGAGAGAAAUUCUUUUGUCAAUACAGCACAUAGUAUUCCAAUAUGAUGGUUGUUUAUGGAGGUUUAUACCAAUGCCUUUUGUAUAUGGUUUAGUUUUUGUCUCGAAACAUUCGUUUAUUCUUCCCUUUCCGGGGUAUAACAACAUUUAUUACCAAGUAUACUGACGUACAAAAAUGUUAUGUAUAGGCUGGAAAUGAAGGAUUCGUUAUUCUUUUGGCAA